AUGUCUCAAACACCUCGAAACAUGUCUGCCUCUUUUCGGACCAACCCCUCUCACCGAAAAAUCGAGAACACUCCGAUUGAAUUCUAUCACACUCUCGACAUGGUCAAUACUUUUUGUAUUCAAACCAUCAAUUUAUUAAAUAAUUUUUCACUCCAAUGUGAACGAAAACUCAACGCAGCACAACAUGAUUUGGUUCGAAUCGAAAUCACACUCUCACUACUCGAAAGUAAAUUAAAAUCUAUUGAUGGAAUGGAAGCCAAAAUGAAAGAAUUUGAAAAUUCUGUGAAUUCUCCGACAACAACGACAACAGCAGCUGGACCCAUCCAUGAUCCUUCGUUCGGAGCAUCAUCUUCCGGUUAUGUUCCACCUCCACCUCCAUCAUCGACAGGAAACAUUCCUCCACCUCCACCAGGAUUUGGUUCUUCAACUUCAUCAGGAGUGAUUCCGCCACCACCUCCAAUGACAGCAACUGGAAUGGUGAUACCACCUCUGCCUGUCACUACAGGUGUCGCAAGCACUUCUGAUCAUUCGAAUACGGUAUUGCCAUCCGUUCGAGGUGGUAUCGAGUCUGGAGACACAUCUACUGCUUCGAAUAUCCCAACAUGCGAACAAGACCCUCGUCUUGCUCGAUAUUUCCGAUUGUUAUAUAAGGUCGGAGUACCAAGAGUGCAAUUGGAACGAGACAUGAUCCGAGAUGGUUUUGAUCCGAACGUUUUGGACACACCACAAGCACCAUCUCCGUUGGGGCCAUACAAGGAAGAGAAUUCAGAGGAAGAAGGAGGAGAUGCUGCAGCAUCUAGCGAAGAAGAGGAGGAAUAG
Molecule: messenger RNA, 819 nt
Organism: Naegleria fowleri
Lineage: Eukaryota; Heterolobosea; Eutetramitea; Acrasida; Naegleriidae
Exons: 1
Coding region: 1-819 (272 amino acids)
Biological process (GO): actin filament polymerization; exocytosis
Cellular component (GO): WASH complex
Source: RefSeq, a predicted model, not a curated record